Molecule: messenger RNA, 726 nt
Organism: Fusarium venenatum
Lineage: Eukaryota; Fungi; Ascomycota; Sordariomycetes; Hypocreales; Nectriaceae
Product: concanavalin A-like lectin/glucanase domain-containing protein
Biological process (GO): carbohydrate metabolic process
Molecular function (GO): hydrolase activity, hydrolyzing O-glycosyl compounds
Source: RefSeq, a predicted model, not a curated record
AUGUAUUCCAAAAGGCUUCUCCUUGCGCUUCAAUGCGCCGCAGUAUCAUGCUCCAGCCUACGACCUCCAAUCGAACGGCGCGCAGUAACAGAGAUACCUCCAGACUCAUUCAACUCAAUAGAUACUUAUUGGAAUUAUCUUUACCCUUGGGGUCCUACACAUAAUGGCGGCGCGCGAAUGGACGAAGAACACGUCUCAGUCACCGACGGCGUCUUGACUCUAACUGCCGAACCAAGAGACGACCAAGAGGAUCCUAUUCACUACCUGUCUGGCGCGAUCCACGCCAAAUCAACCUUUACCGUCGUCGCAGGCGGCGGAUACGACAUAAAUGCUGAAUUCAUCGCCCCAGUCGAUAAAGGAACGUGGCCGGCCUUUUGGCUCAACGCCGCAAGCGGAUGGCCUCCGGAGAUUGAUAUUGCAGAGUGGAAAGGCACUGGAAAGAUUUCCUUCAACACAUUCAACACUUCAGAUGAAGUCACUGCACUCGAUAGGGAUUAUCCAAACCCUACAGAGUGGCACUCUGUUCGUGCUGAGUUGAGAGAUGAGAAUGGGGCGGAUGUGAGAGUCAAGUUCUUCCUUGAUGGGGUUGAGCAGACGACACAGUAUGGGAGGGACUACAUCGGUGCUGGACUUCGUUUGAUUGUGAAUUAUCAAACUGAGGGAUCUUCUGGUUCGCCUGGACCUACGACUCGCAAGUUGUUCCUCUCUGAGAGAUUAGCUAUUUGA